Diachasma alloeum is the source of this 770-nucleotide messenger RNA. RefSeq names its product cytochrome c oxidase assembly protein COX16 homolog, mitochondrial (gene l(3)neo43). The transcript is spliced from 4 exons. Bases 396 to 710 code for a protein of 104 amino acids. Gene Ontology annotation, biological process: mitochondrial respiratory chain complex IV assembly. Gene Ontology annotation, cellular component: mitochondrial inner membrane. The record is from RefSeq and is a predicted model, not a curated record. NCBI's taxonomy places the organism in Eukaryota, Metazoa, Arthropoda, Insecta, Hymenoptera, Braconidae.
GACUUCCGGUGGAUUUUUCGUUAUUUUAGGUUCCAUGGAAAUUUAAAUUGUAUAAGAGUCGAUGGAUUUCAAGGGUUGGGGCUUUGGUUCGUCAUUUCCAAGCACUUGGUUGUGAUGUAAAUAAAGGGAGACCGAAAUAUCAUGCGAGUACCCCAUUACGCUCUCAUUAUACAUAAUAUUGCGGGCAAUUACUAUUUGCGCUCAAUUGGUAGUGAUUUGAGUGAGUUAAGCCAUCGUACGACCUGUCGUUUCAAAUAUCAGGCAAAUUCGAUAUUUUUUCACGAGAUGAUAUUCACGAAGAGUAAAAAUAGAAGAAGUCAUCCGCAGAGAUUGUCCUCACCCCUUUCUUCAAACAGAACAAUAUUCAGGAGAAAAUCCAUCAGCAAUGCCCCAGCAUGACGCUAGACAUAGCCGACAUUAAAGCCAAGAUCUUGAAGUUCUUAAACUACAGAUCAGUGAAGCAUGGUCUACCAUUCGUAUUAUUUAUCGUAGGAGGCUCCUUUGGACUCCGAGAAUUCACAAACGUAAGAUAUGAAUAUCGAGCGACAAAGCAAGUCCAGGAUAAUUUGGAAAGCUCGGGGAUCCCGAUGAAGGAGAAGCAUGAGACGACGCUAGAGGCGACGUACGAAACCAUUAAAGAGUUGGAUACGGAUAACUGGGAAAAUAAGAGAAUUGCGCGGCCAUGGGAGCCAGAGACGCUGAAGACUUAACUAAGUGAUUAAUUAUAGCUGUUUAAAUUGAAUAAAUGACUCCAAUUUAAUGCAUUCGGA